AUGUUUAUGCCACGCAGAAGGAUCACCUCACUUGUCCUAGCCUCGAUCCUCGUCCUCGGAGUAUGGUACGUCUACUCUCUACAAGACGUCACUUCAAACGCAACAAAGGCGAAGGCUAGGCAAGGGUACAGAACAAAGGGAAAAUCCUCAACGUCAAGCUCGACCAGCUAUGGCUACAAUGAUGUUCCUUCCAAUAAUUCAAUAGAUGAGAGACCUUUUCCCCAAGGGGCCGCAAACCCGGACUCUCCAGAAGCGGUGGGACCCCCUCCAAGAUUCACAAAAGGCCAGCACACUUUCGGCACACGCAAGUUCCUCGAGCAGAAUCCGGUCAAUGACUACAAAUACUUUUCGAAAGGGUUGCCCUACAAGCUUGCACAGGUCCAGCAUGAUUUUGACGCUGAAACAGACGAGGCGAAGGCUACACGGUUGCGGAGACUGAGUGCUGUCAAGUCGAGCUUCGAGCACUCAUGGGCGGGAUACAAGGCACAUGCGUGGAUGAAAGACGAGCUGACCCCCUUGGACGGCGGGAGCGUGCAGGCUUUUGGAGGGUGGGCUGCUACAUUAGUGGAUACAUUGGAUACGCUCUGGAUUAUGGGCAUGAAAGAGGAGUUUGAUGAGGCUGUCGAUGCUGCUAAGGACAUUGAUUUCAAUUCAACGACUGACAGCAUGCUCAAUAUUUUCGAGACAACGAUCAGGUACCUUGGGGGCUUUCUUGGCGCUUAUGACCUGACUGGUGGCACAUAUCCUAUUCUCCUACAAAAAGCGACGGAGGUGGGAGAUCUACUGUAUUGCGCCUUCGAUACGCCGAAUCGUAUGCCAGUCACACGAUGGAAAUGGAAAGAGGCGCUUGAGGGAGCUCAACAAACGGCGGGCACCGCGACGCUCAUUGCUGAGAUCGGCUCCCUCACCCUGGAGUUUACACGGCUUUCCCAAUUGACGGGUAACUUGAAGUAUUACGAUGCAGUAAAGAGGAUCUUGAACGAAUUCGAGAAAUGGCAAAGCUACACCUCUUUACCAGGCUUAUGGCCAACUCUUAUGAACGCGAAGGCUCUAACUUUUCAGGACAACAGUUACACGCUUGGUAGCAUGGCGGACUCGUGGUACGAAUACCUACCAAAGCAGCACAUGCUGAUCGGUGGCCGAGACGAUGAGGACCAGCUCAAAAAAAUGUAUGAUCUCGCCAUGACCACAGCUAUCAACAACAUAUUCUUUCAACCUAUGGUACCGGACAAUAAGGACAUUCUAAUGUCGGGAGCUGUAGUAGUGGACAGCAUCACUGGAACCAGACUCAGCGCACAAGGCCAGCAUUUGGGAUGCUACAUCGGUGGUAUGGUAGGCAUUGGUGCGAAGAUCUUCGACAAGCCGGAGCAGAUGAACACGGCAAGGAAACUCGUCGAUGGCUGCAUAUGGACAUAUGACAACAUGCCUUCGGGGAUCAUGCCCGAACAAUUCUUCAUGGUGCCAUGCGAGAUGAACUCUGAUUGCCAGUGGGAUGAAAAGAAAUGGGAGGCAACGGUUCUAGAAAGAGCCAAGGGCAAGCAAGAGGCGGGCGAAGAAAUCAGAACCGAUGCACAACUUCUGAAUUACACCAUUCACGAAGAAAAGACCCCCAGGGGCUUCACGGAAAUCUGGGACGCACGAUACCUGCUCCGGCCCGAAGCCAUCGAGUCUGUCUUCGUCCUCUAUCGCCUUACUGGCGAUGCCGACCUUCUAGACUCGGCAUGGCGCAUGUUCUCGAACAUCGAGAGGAAUACGCGGACGGAGUUUGGGAAUGCAAUGAUAUCGGAUGUAAGGAUUGAUAAGUCGGCGAAGCAGAAUAAGAUGGAGAGCUUUUGGAUGGCGGAGACGCUGAAGUAUUUCUAUUUGAUUUUUAGCGAGCCGAGUGUUGUUAGUCUGGAUGAGUAUGUGCUGAAUACUGAAGCUCACCCCUUCAGACGACCCAAGCCCGGCGUAGAUGACGGUCCGCGCUAUGGCUGA
This is a messenger RNA of Letharia columbiana, 1977 nucleotides long. RefSeq lists its product as uncharacterized. Gene Ontology annotation, biological process: carbohydrate metabolic process; N-glycan processing. Lineage: Eukaryota; Fungi; Ascomycota; Lecanoromycetes; Lecanorales; Parmeliaceae. Gene Ontology annotation, molecular function: mannosyl-oligosaccharide 1,2-alpha-mannosidase activity; calcium ion binding. The coding region runs from base 1 to 1977 and encodes 658 amino acids. The transcript is spliced from 2 exons. Gene Ontology annotation, cellular component: Golgi membrane; endoplasmic reticulum. The record is from RefSeq and is a predicted model, not a curated record.